AUUAAUCACAUAGUCCCGUUAUACCCCAAAUAAUGGGAGAUAAUCAACUUUGUUGAAACCGAAACAAGAAAGAUUAAGAAGAAUGGCUGAAAGAGGGGAACUUCAAAUAAUUCAGAAAGGUCAGGACUUGGAUCCUACAUGUACACCUUGCAGAGAUGAAAAUAUGAGAAUUGAGGCGUUUUAUUAUUGUUCUGAGUGCCAAGAAUACCUAUGUACACGCUGUGGAAGACAACAUAGUCGACGAAAAGCUACGAGUGAUCAUGAACUACAAACUGCUAAAGUCUCCACAGACAGGAAGACAUUGACUUCCAGGACUAAAUGCCGUGACCACCCGGACCGUGAUAUUGAGAUGUACUGCAGCACGCAUGAUAUGGUGUAUUGUGUCAUGUGCAUUGCUCAAGAACAUAGAUCGUGUGCUGAUGUAAAUGCAAUAGGUAUCCUGACAAAUGUAGAGCUACCACAAUCAGACAUAGACUAUCUCAUUGACGAAUCCAAAAGUGCAUCAGAAUGUUUGAAGGCUGAUAUACUUGAACAACAAAAUAAUAUUACCACUUUGAAGGAGCAGAAACGAGAAAUACAAGACAAACUGAACAAAUCAGAAAGUGAAAUGAUUAAACACAUAGCUAACCUAAAACAGGAGAAGGCUAAGACUCUUGAUGAAAAGUACUCUCAGUUAAAAGGAAACAUUGAAAACGAUAUGAGCUCUUCCUUAAACACAAUAGGAGCAUUAAAGGAUAUAGAGGAAAAGCUUAACUCCGUCACCAACUUGGACCCACAACAAAAAUUCAUUGAGAUAAAGAUUAUGAAGAACUGUAUUAAAGAUGCUUACACGUUACAUGCAAGAAGUACAUUUAGCGGGCCAAAGUCAAUCAUGUUAUCUAGUAGCGGCGAUACUGUAAACUUACCGUCGGCACCUUUUUCUUUCGGCGAGAUAAUCACUGUGGAAAAUAGCAGACAAGCAUCCAAUCCGAAGCGUUAUAGACUGGAAUCGAAAAGUGGAGAUUAUUAUGGCAUGGUGUAUUGUGAUGGUAAUUUAUGGUUGUCUACAAGCAAAGGUAUCAACGUACACUCUAGAGACGGAACUCUUAUCAAUACAAUUGAAAAAGAUUUGAAUCACAUGGCUAUAUUCAAAACAAGUACGAUUCAGCACAUGGCUGUCGCUGCUGAAAAAGUAAUUGUGACUGAUUUCUCUGAUGGUGCUGUUUGUCUUUGUAAAGAUGGCAAAGUGUUGGCAGAACUAAGAGAUGAACGUCUGAAAAACACAGAUGGUGUGUGCGUCACAUGUAACGGUACCGUUUUUCUCUGCGGAUAUAGCUCCAAUAACAUCAUUAUGUUUAGUAUUGAUGGAACAUGUUUUGGAGAGUUGGUUGUUGCAGAAUGCGGACUGAAAAAUCCAAUCAGUUUGUGCUUUGAUAAAAAUAGAAAUAAUCUACUUGUGACAUGUAACAGGUCAAAUGCAAUUACUUUAAUUGAACUCGGUGUUUAA
Messenger RNA from Ruditapes philippinarum (Manila clam), 1486 nucleotides. RefSeq names its product E3 ubiquitin-protein ligase TRIM71-like. Gene Ontology annotation, biological process: positive regulation of DNA-templated transcription. The record is from RefSeq and is a predicted model, not a curated record. The transcript has 4 exons. The coding region runs from base 83 to 1486 and encodes 467 amino acids. Gene Ontology annotation, cellular component: nucleoplasm; chromatin. Lineage: Eukaryota; Metazoa; Mollusca; Bivalvia; Venerida; Veneridae. Gene Ontology annotation, molecular function: zinc ion binding; ubiquitin-protein transferase activity.